AUGUAAAACACAUCUCAUGGCGUGCUUGAAAUUACCGGUGUUCAAAUACGCGUAGAACAAAGUAUUAAUUUAAUAAAUUUAAUAACUUUUUUAUUACUUAGAGCUAUUACGACAAACCAUCCAUUUCAGUUCUCCCUAUGAUAAAAGUGAUUUACAAGACGUCCAAAGCGAACAUGUGAGACAUGUAACAAGAACCUUUGCUGCUGAAUGUCGUCCAACAAAACCUGGAAUGUUAUUUCGAUUAUAACAUAACAAGGUUAAAAUUCUCUUAAUUGUCAGCCAGCUGACUUUUAAGGAUGCCAGCAGGUGUAUCCUGGCCAAGGUAUCUAAGGAUGUUUGCAGCCAGUGUGUUGUCAAUGUUUGCUGGAGCACAGGUUGUGCAUCAGUAUUACCGUCCUGAUUUAACCAUUCCAGAGGUCCCACCAAAGCCUGGAGAACUGCAAACAGAACUUACUGGCUUGAAAGAAAGACAGACAGACUCAGCAUCUCAGAAACAAUGACCUGAUGAUUUGUUAUUCGUAACUAAUGUGUACAGAUACACAUAUAGAUAUGAAAAAUGUUUUUUUUUUUAUUAUUCUGUGAAUAAAGCUAUUUAUACAAA
This is a messenger RNA of Cyprinus carpio (common carp), 601 nucleotides long. RefSeq names its product protein brawnin. The record is from RefSeq and is a predicted model, not a curated record. Gene Ontology annotation, cellular component: mitochondrion. Bases 297 to 500 code for a protein of 67 amino acids. The transcript is spliced from 3 exons. Gene Ontology annotation, biological process: mitochondrial respiratory chain complex III assembly. Lineage: Eukaryota; Metazoa; Chordata; Actinopteri; Cypriniformes; Cyprinidae.